CUCACGUAAUGCCUUCCCUACUCUUCCUUCCUCCUCGAGUUCCACCCUACGAAACGGCAAACAAGGAAGACUCCGUCUUCUUCUUCCUUCGAUAUUUCUCACUUUCUCUUUCUAGCAUGGAGUACCUUAUAUAACUUCUCGAUUGAGAGGGAGCUCGGAGCAAAGUUCUUGCUCUUUGUUCCCUUUCUUUGUGGAUUCUUGUCGGGAGAGGAGAGAGAUGGCGGCGGCCGCGGUUAAUGGAGUCUUCGCCGGAGCGGUGAUCGCGGUUCUGGUUGUUAUUCGGGCGGCGGCGUGGAAUGAUGGGUCUCAGCUGACGAUGGUAUUGGAAAGGGGGAUGCCAACGAAGGCGCCGGUGGAGGUGCUGAGGGCAAGGGAUCGCUUCAGGCAUCGAAGAAUACUACAGGGUGCAGCUGCGCCGAGUUACGGCGUUGUUGAUUUCCCUGUUGAAGGGUCCUGGAAUCCCUUCACCGUAGGAUUAUAUUUUACUCGUGUGAAGCUUGGCAAUCCUGCAAAGGAGUUUUAUGCAAAGGAGUUUUAUGUUCAGAAGAUUGAUACUGGAAGCGAUAUCCUCUGGGUGACAUGCAAUCCUUGUACUGGUUGCCCUACUAGCAGUGGGCUAAAUAUCAAGUUGGAGUCUUUUGAGCCGGACCAAUCAUCUACAUCUUCAACUCUCUCUUGCUCAGAUCAAAGAUGUUCAUCAGCCAUCCAAACUGGAGAGGCAACCUGCUCCUCAUCAGAUUCUUCAAGCUCUUCUUGUUCUUACUCUUUCCAGUAUGGUGACGGAAGUGGUACAUCUGGUUAUUAUGUGUCUGAUACUUUACACUUUGACAUAGUUACUGGGAAUGAGCAAAGGUUGAACUCUUCAGCUACCAUUCUUUUUGGAUGUAGCAAUUCACAGUCGGGAGACUUAACCAAAUCUGAUCGAGCAAUUGAUGGGAUAUACGGUUUUGGACAACAUGAAUUAUCUGUUAUCUCACAGUUGUCAUCUGCAGGAGUUGCACCAAAAGUGUUUUCUCAUUGUUUAAAAGGGUCAGAUAAUGGUGGGGGGAUUCUUGUUUUAGGAGAAAUUGUUGAACCGGGCAUUGUCUAUACGCCACUUGUUCAAUCAAAGCCUCACUACAACUUAAAUCUUGAAAGCAUUUCCGUCAAUGGGCAAACACUAUCCAUCGAUUCGUCAGUGUUUACAACUUCAAAUACACAAGGAACAAUUGUUGACUCUGGCACUACCUUGGCCUAUCUAGCAGAAAAAGCAUAUGAUCCCUUUGUUAAUGCAAUUGUUGCUUCAGUUUCACAAACACUAGUAAAUUCAUUUGUUGCUAAAGGAAAUCAGUGCUUUCUCACAGCUAGCAGAGUUGAUGACGUUUUUCCACCAGUUUCACUUAAUUUUAUGGGAAAUGCAUCCAUGAUAUUGAAACCGGAAGACUACCUUUUUCAGCAGGGCUCUGCUGGUAAUGGCAUUAUUUGGUGUAUCGGCUGGCAAAAGAGUGAUGGUGAAGGGAUAACUAUAUUAGGAGAUAUCAUUCUUAAGGAUAAGGUAGUUGUUUAUGACCUGGCUAACCAAAGGAUCGGCUGGACAAGCUACGACUGUUCUCAGCCUGUUAAUGUUUCGACGAGUUCAGGUAAGAACGAAUACCUCAAUUCAAAUCAGCUGGACACGUCGGCAUCUGGUAAAUAUCCAAAACUGCUACUUUUAAGCUCUGUAGCUACUGUUGUGCAUAUCUUGGUAGCUGCAGCUUUGUUAUCAUAGAACACAACAUGAAGAUGUGCACUGUUAUAGCUGUGCUCCGUUUUGAUUAUGCUGAUUUCGGAGCUGCAUGCUUCUCAUCUUCAGUAUUCUUGCCUUUUUCUCUUAUAGGCGUUGUUGUAAAUUAGUUUUUCUUACCAUUGGUGAUAGUCAUACCUGGCUUUGUGUACAUAUUUGCUUUUAUUUUUCCAUUUUAAUUUACAGUUAAUCAUUGUUGUAAUUCAUUCAAAACUUAUAUGAUUGAGAGGCACGAUCAUUGAAUGCCUCAAAUACUUAUAGAUUACUUGGGGACAUGAAAUAUAUUGUUGAUAUGGUAGAGAAGUUUACUAAUUGAA
This is a messenger RNA of Phalaenopsis equestris, 2079 nucleotides long. RefSeq names its product aspartic proteinase-like protein 2. Lineage: Eukaryota; Viridiplantae; Streptophyta; Magnoliopsida; Asparagales; Orchidaceae. The record is from RefSeq and is a predicted model, not a curated record. Gene Ontology annotation, biological process: proteolysis. Gene Ontology annotation, molecular function: aspartic-type endopeptidase activity.